Messenger RNA from Myodes glareolus (Bank vole), 2613 nucleotides. It is a transcript of the gene Nlrp9, whose product is annotated as NLR family pyrin domain containing 9. The record is from RefSeq and is a predicted model, not a curated record. Gene Ontology annotation, cellular component: canonical inflammasome complex; cytoplasm. Gene Ontology annotation, biological process: regulation of inflammatory response. Lineage: Eukaryota; Metazoa; Chordata; Mammalia; Rodentia; Cricetidae.
AUGAAGACUACAUUUCACCACAUAUGGAACUGGGAGACCUUCAUUCGUAUACCUGUUGAAAGCUACCAAGAAAUUGUAAAACUACAGCACAAGGUGUUGCAAACAGUAUUUGAUCCUCAGUUAAAGCCAGUCACUGCAGAUACUGGUGCUGAAUCUAUUGGAAAAACCACAUUCUUAAGAAAAGCAAUGUUGGAUUGGGCAUCAGGAGACUUAUGGAAGAACAGAUUUCAGUAUGUUUUCUUCUUUUCUCUCGUCUCACUUAACAGCACCACAGAGUUAAGCCGAACUCAGCUUCCCUUAAGUCAGUUGUCUGCAUCUUCAGAGACACUGGAUGAUGUCUUAUCCGAUCCGAGGAAAAUCUUGUUUAUCUUGGAUGGAUUUGACUACCUGAAAUUUGACCUGGAACUCCAAACAAACUUGUGUGACGACUGGAGGAAGACGCUGCCGACACAAAUUGUCUUGAGUAGUUUGCUACAGAAAGUAAUGCUCCCAGAAUCAUCUCUGCUGCUUGAAUUGGGAAACCCAAGUACACCCAAAAUCUGUCCCUUGCUAUAGUAUCCAAGGGAGAUAACUGUGGGAGGACGCAGUGAGGAGUCUAUAAAGUUCUAUUGUGUGUGCUUUUUCAACGACGUUGAGAAAGGCUUAGAAGUCUUUGAUUAUUCAGUGCAAGCAUUGCCUGAAUUAUGCAUUAGUCCCUAUAUGUGCUGGAUGUUCUGUAGUACCAUAAAGGGGCAGUGUGACAGAGGAAAGGAAACAAACUUCUUUUGUCCGUCAGAUCCAAUUAUGUUCACAAAAUUUAUGGUGAGCUCCUUCAGAUCUGUGUAUGACAACCAUCCAUCUAGCAGAGCCCGACCAAAGACUCUGUGCACCGUGGCUGCAGAGGGAAUGUGGAAACAGGUAUUUGCGUUUAAGUCUGAGGAUCUCAGGAGAAAUGGAAUCUCUGAAUCUGAGAAGGCAUCGUGGCUGAAAAUGAAUUUUCCCCAUUAUCAAGGUGAUUGCUUCAUGCUUUCCCAUCCAACACUACAGUCGUAUUUUGCUGCUGUAUUCUAUUAACUCAGACAAGACAAAGACGAGACCCACCCCAUCAUUGGAAGCCUACCCCAAUUCCUAAGAGAAGUGUAUGCUCAUGGACAAACCCACUGGCUCCGGACAGGGAUGUUUGUGUUUGGCAUUGCUGCUGAAGAAGUCACUGCCAUGCUGAACCCACACUUUGGUUUGAUACCACCCAGAGAGAUGAGAGAGGUUAUCUUCAACUGCCUUAAAAGUUUGAAUCAAGGAGAGUGCAGUAAGACACUGAGUGACCAGAGUUUGAUCGAUAGCCUAAUUGACAUCCAGAAAGAAAAAUUUGAAACCCAAGUAUUGGAUCUAUUCGAAGAACUGACUGUUGAUAUUAGUGAUGCUAAUAAAAUGACAUUGGUUGAAUACAGUCUGCUAAAAUCUCUAAAAUUAAAAAAACUUCGUAUGCAUAUACAGCAAAGAGAUUUUUCAGAAAUCUAUAACCCAGGAGAUGGUGACAUAGAAAACUUUAGACGACACAAGAAGUCAGACAUGUGUUCGCUCAACACUGCCUGCUGUGUAGACCUCGCCUUGGCUCUCAGCACAUGCAGAACACUGACCAGGCUGAGCCUCGACUGGGUCACCUUGGCCCAUGAUGGGGUGGAGCUGCUGUGUGAGGCUUUGACUUGCAGAGGUUGCGCCGUGAAGGUGCUGGGACUGGACGAAUCUGCACUUUCUGAAGAGUCACAGAAGCUACUGCAAGAUGUGGAAAAGAAAAAUAACCUGAAUAUUUUGCAUUAUCCAUGGGUCAAGGAGGAGAACAAGAUGAGGGGUGUUCGUCUGAUCUGGAACAGCAAGAACUGGUCUUGAAACAACAGCUUUUUCUGUGUCGUAUUUCUCCUAAACAUCCUGCUCCAAGAUGCACACCUGGUCCUGGUAGCUGGUUCCAGGGUUACUUCACAGUGCUCUGUCUCCACCUGCCUUUAUAUAUACUUUCCCUCACCACUUUACAAUCUUUAGAUGACAAACACACUCAAACUCUCAGCGUGUUUGAAAAUGAAUGUUUACUUAAUGGCCGUCUUAGAGUGUUGGGUUGGAGACUGAGGAGACCCUGAUUCUCUUACAGUUCUGGUUGGGAGUGAUGUUUGUGACAUGUUAGACUUGGCGUCAUUCUCAGUGCAGCUAACAUCACCUGAACUGUAGUUCAUGCCACGAUCCUAAGAGACACAAGCAUCACCAGGCAGAAGGUGGGACGCAUGAAGAUAAUGUCUAGAAUCCCCAAAGUUAAAAUCAAGAAUCAUACUUUUUGGAAAAGUGAUCUGAAAAAUUCUUUUUCUAAGUCCCAGAAAUCAGAGCGAAGGUUUGCUGUUUAUUCCUUCAAAGAGGGGCUGGAAAGAUAAGUCAGGGGUUAAAAGUGCUCCCCACUCUUCACAGGCCAGAGUUCAAACCCCAGCACCUACAUUGUGUGGCUCAAAACUGCCUGUAACUCCAGCUUUAUGGUAUCUGAUGUGCAUUUCAGGCAUCCGCAGGCACCACUUGCAAGUACACACAGAUCCACAUACACACACACAUAUACGCACACACAUGUAUACACACACAUACACACAUAUACACAUG